GUGCUCAUUGAAGUUGUUGCCGUUACUUACGAGGAGCCCCGCCCUCAUGAAACAGAUGAGGGAGAUGAUGUUAGCAGGUGUUGUGUUGAAGCUAAAAUAAAAAUAAAAUCUUCUAUUGAUAGUGUCAGUGCCUCUAUUGAUUGCUCUUUUAGUUGAAUUUUAUAGGUCAAUCAGUUACAAAAUAAUUUUUUUAAACUAAUUUUAUAUUGCAAUGUAUUUUUUACAGUAUUCAGGAGGUUGACUUGACCUUUGUGUGUUCCCAUGACCUUUUGACCCCUUAAACUGAAGCACAUAUCAUGACCCAUAGGAUUGACCACACCCUCUCUCUGCCUCUCGGACUUUUUUGCAUUCCAACAAAACCACAGGAUAGGCAGCAUAAAGGUCUUGUUGGAUACUUUGUCAUUGGGUUUGAGGUUCCCUCUUAUCCUGUGUACUUCAGUACUAGUCCACACGAUACACCCACUCACUGGCGUCAGAGGAUAUUCUUCCUCAAUGAACCCAUACAAGUUCAAACAGGUCCUUUAUUGUGUAGUAGUAGUAUCAGUUGCUUUAAGAACAAGGAUUCUUAGAUUACUCGAUAUCAAGAUAAAGAUUUCCACUCUUUUAAGAAUUUCAAGUAUUAUACAAGAACACAUACACACACUGUUAUUGUGCUUUACAAAUUCUUCUUGCUUAAUACCAUAUAAGAUGAAAUGUUGAUGGGGAUUUUAAAUUGGCGGAUUGACGGAUUUAUAUAAAAUUGCCAAAAUAAAAUCCGCAAGCAAUAAUUCCAUUCAUGUGUGUGACCACACCCACAUUAAUUU
Molecule: messenger RNA, 803 nt
Organism: Amphimedon queenslandica
Lineage: Eukaryota; Metazoa; Porifera; Demospongiae; Haplosclerida; Niphatidae
Product: protein arginine N-methyltransferase 1-like
Exons: 4
Coding region: 297-569 (90 amino acids)
Source: RefSeq, a predicted model, not a curated record